UAGUGGAAAGAUCUACCUCACGCGUGUCUUUAGAUAGUCUUUAUAUGAGCGUGUACAGACACCUUCGAAACGAAUUUAAUUCUACGAUUUUUAAAUACAAAUAUAAAAGUUUAGUAUACCAAUAUGCGAUAUUUUAUUAAUAAAGUAAUAUGCAAAGUUAAAAAGUGGUCGUGUUAAAAUAGUUUUUAGUUCGAAGUGAACAAAAUACUCGUAGUCAUAAUGAUAUGGUUGUAUCCAAUCUGUAAUUGACUGAAGAAUAAUUCUAGUGCUGUAUGUCAAGGCGCUCACAGCACAUCAUUCCCAUUAACUGCCAUUAAGCAUUCGAAAAAUGGAAAAACCAGAAGAAAAUGAACAAAAAACCGAAUUCGAAAGAGCCCUCAACCAAGAGUUGGGUGAAUUCGGACUAUACCAAUUUAGAAAUAUUUUAUUGGUUAUGUUACCAGCUAUAUUCUCUGGGUUUAUGGCAGGGGACUACAUAUUCACAGCCGGCAGGCUUCCUCAUAGAUGUGCAGUACCAAUAUGCGACAACGGGCAACAGGAAUUCUCACCUAACUGGAUUCUAAAUGCUAUACCGGAGACUGAAAAUGGUUUCGAUGAUUGUUCCAGAUACGCGAACACAACAUAUAUUCCUGACUCAAUUUUAAACGGCACUUGUCCAGCAAAUCUAUUCGAUAGAAAUAAUAUUAUUAGCUGCGAGAGUUACGUUUACGAGAGAACAAAUACAGCUGUGUAUGAUUUUGGAUUAGAAUGUCAAGAAUGGCUCCGUGCUCUCGCCGGUACAUUAAAUAGUAUGGGUGCGAUGAUUGCUCUUCCUUUAGCAGGUUUCAUAUCUGAUGUUUUUGGAAGAAGAAUGUCGGUAGUAUUUUUCGGAUUUAAUGUAGCUCUGGUUGGCUGUGUUCGAGCUUUUUCAAUAAAUUACGCAAUGUAUGCGACGCUGCAAUUUAUGCAUACAGCUAUCGGAGGAGGUUUAUACAGCGCCGGUUACAUAUUAGCCACAGAAAUUGUUGGCCCGAGAUUCAGGAUUUAUACUAGUGCAACAAUGUCAUCGACGUUCGCUCUCGGUCAAGCUUUGUUAGGAUUGAUAGCAUCGGCUGUGUUAGAAUGGCGAACAUUAUCUUUAGUUUUAUUUGCGCCUGUGUUUAUUCUCAUAUCUUAUUACUGGAUACUUAUGGAGAGUCACAGGUGGCUGCUGAGUAAAAACAAAACGGAUGAAGCAAAAGCUACAUUGUUACGUGCAGCCAAGUUAAAUAAAAAAGAAAUACAAGAAUCACAUUUAAAUUUCCUUUUAACAGCCAUACCUAAACAAAAUCAAAAUAAUACUGGUGAAACAAACUUGUUGUAUCGGGUUUUAAAAUCACGCGUAAUGUUGCAGCGUUGUUGCACGACACCGAUAUAUUGGAUUACAACUACUUUUAUUUAUUACGGUCUUUCAAUUAACGCUGUUAAUUUAUCAGGAAAUAUGUAUUUAAACUACAUUUUAGUAAGUCUUAUUGAAAUUCCAGGCUACUGGACAGCAGUGCUCGUUUUAGACAGAGUUGGUCGUAAAGCAACACUAUUCAGUGGCUAUCUGUUAUGUGGCAUUUGCUGCUUUGCUUUUGCCUUCACUCCAAAAUCAUUGUAUGGUAUAUCACUAUUUUUAUAUCUAUUGGGUAAAUAUUGCACAGGUGUAGUAUUCACAUCACUAUAUUUAUUUACUACUGAGUUAUAUCCUACGAGACAUCGACACUCAUUUUUGGGUUUUUCUUCGAUGAUGGGUAGGAUUGGUUCAAUUGUUGCGCCUCUAACACCACCCCUCAUGGUGUACUGGUCAGGUAUACCCUCAGUUUUAUUCGGCGGCAUGGCUGUAAUGACAGCUUUUCUAAUUCUGACCCAACCAGAAACACAGGGUAGAAAAAUUCCCGACACAUUUGAAGAAGCAGAAAAUAUUAAAUAAUGUGUAAAUACUUAGAUGUAUGAAGUAAAUUAAGAGUUGUUUUUUGCUAUU
Molecule: messenger RNA, 1984 nt
Organism: Papilio polytes (common Mormon)
Lineage: Eukaryota; Metazoa; Arthropoda; Insecta; Lepidoptera; Papilionidae
Product: organic cation transporter protein-like
Exons: 2
Coding region: 329-1933 (534 amino acids)
Biological process (GO): transmembrane transport
Cellular component (GO): membrane
Molecular function (GO): transmembrane transporter activity
Source: RefSeq, a predicted model, not a curated record